GGAGCAGCACCGACAGGUAGGAGGAGCUUGAAGCGGUUCAUCUGUAAUGAUUCACCUGGCGCUCCUCUCUUCUGCUCCUCAGGCCUGGAUUUCCUGGAUCAGAAGAAACGCUCAGUGGAUUUCCUCCAUUGCAUUCCAAUCCCUUUCCCACUACGCCGCGGAUUAGCAGACAGUCAUGGUGGGUUCAUCCGGAGGCCGACUGCUCCCGUUGUGCUGCUCACAUUCUUGAUAGUUCCCAUCUGGGUUUGACAGGUCACUCUGAUCUGGGCGACGACCCUCCCCACAGCUCCCGACAUGUGGCUCGUGGUCGCCUGCGUCCCGCUGCUUCCCGCCAUCUUGGUGGCGUGCGCUCGUUAUGGUGUCGACGCGGCCUCCCUGUGCCGCGGGGCUGUGGCCUGGGCCCUGAGGCUGCUGCGAGGGAGAGCGUGCGCAAAGAGCACCCACGCCUUCGUGUUCUCCCGAUGCACCCACGGCCAGGCCGACAGCGUCCUGCGGACCUUUGAGCUGUACGCCGACACGCGGCCGUCCCCCUGCAUCGGCCCAGUGACCGGUGAAGCGCUGGACCGAGCGCUGAGGCGGCUGGGCCCGUCCCGGGUGUUGGAGCUGGGGAUGCACUGCGGCUACACUUCGGUCCGCGUGCUGCGUCUGCUUCCCUCCGCCGGCCGGCUGAUCGCGGUGGAGCUGGACCCGCUGGCUGCGGAGCUCGGGGAGGAGGUCAUACUCGUGGCUGGCUUCAAACACUCCCAGGUACACGGCCAGUUCCAGGUGUUGACAUCCAGCUCAGCGGAGGCCAUCCCAACUUUGGGUUUGUUCCUCGAGGUCAAUCGAGGGAUCAGCGAGGGGCUCGACAUGGUUCUGAUGGACCACAACCCCGGGCAGUACCUCCCAGACCUGCUGGCUCUUGAGAGAGAGGGACUGCUCCGCCCGUCCGGCUGCUCCGUCCUUCUGAUCUACAGCAGCCGAAGAGCCGCCGCAGACGGAGGAGAAGUCAUGGAUUGGAUCAGAGCGAGGCCCGACCGCUACAGCGUAAAGUCAGAACUGCCUUUCAUGACCGAGAUCUUCUACCAAAAUAAAAGCACGAGGGUUGAUGAGUGAGAAGAAACAACCAAAGAUGUGUGCUUCCAGUUUGGUGUAAAAUACUUCCUCUCUCUUGUAUUACUGUGAGUACAAAAUACUUUUCAUCAAAAGUCUUUGUUGAAACAUACUUUUCUCUCAAGAAACUGUUAAGUGAUUCAUUGCAAAUAUGUAAGCAGUUUUUAUUCCAUGACACAAAUAACAGCAGAAAAGGAAAGGAUCAUAUUACUAUACUUUUCUCUUUGGUUGCUACAUCGUAUUUGGCCCCCGGGAGACAAAUAAGAUAGGACCAUCCUUUUAGUUCCAUUUGUGUGUGUUACUGCAGCGUAGGUGAUAGUACAAAAUAAAUAAACCUUUGGAAUAAAUAGAUACCCUAAAUAAUAACAGUUAAAAAGUACAAAAACAAGUACACAAAAGGAAGUGCUGAAUUCACAUUAUUGCAUAUAUAUAAACAAAGGAAACAAAGAAAACGUGCCUAGAUGUAGAGCACUGAGCAACCACACGAGGGCGGUCACUUCUUUUUAAAAGGAAAAACCAUGGCAUCAGGCCUGGUUUGACAAACAACCCUUUAAAGGGAGAUGCCACCCACUUUAGAAACCUGCACGUUAUCCCUGUUGAGUUGUGGUGUUUAUCUGUCAGACCCUCGUGUCGUUGUUUACAAUUCAAAGUAGAACGUUUUCCCAGAAACUGCUCCCGGUCGCUUCAUUGCCCCCCUCUCUUCUAGAGAACGAUCUAGUCCUCCAGCAUGGUGUGCAUCACAAAUGAGGAGAAUCACGGUUUUCCUGUGUUUAGAACUCAGACUCUGAUGACACAAAGUCUUUCAAAGCAGCAGGAAAGCCAUUAUGUGCUUUAGAGACGAUUUAGUGCGGCACUAAAACAACUAAUAUUGCUGCAAAAAACACAAUUUAAUUAAAUGCAAUUCAUCCAGGAGCUUUGGGCCUCGACUCAAGCUCCUAAUUGUUGAACAACAGCGCAAUAAACCUGGAGAGCUCGCUUAGAGAUGCAGAUGAGGCAACGCAUGGCCAGAGAUGAGAAUCCAGUUAAACUGUUCUCGCUGAACGCAUCCACAGAGGAGAAGGGGUAAUGGAGCAGGGAGGGUUUGACGAGCUGCAUGAAUACUUUAUAAUCUCAUGCAUGGAUCAGUAUUUGCACAGCAGGAGAUGUGGUGAUUCUAUUUGCCGAACAUAGAAAAUAACACAGCAAAAGUGCUGCUCUUUGCUCCACAACCGGUCGUGCUCCUGUUUUCCAGAAGUGCAGAAGCAUAAACAAUUAAAACUGAUGUAUACAAAGUCUCACCAACAUCAAAAUGUACCAACAAUAAUUCCAAAAUGAAGAUUUGGAUUAAGGUUAUUUCCUGCAUGAAAGUGAAAGCACUGAACAUUAUUGUCACUAAUUAGUAUUAAUUAAUAUCUGGGACGUUUUGCUCGGUGUAAUCAUCUGUGAGGAUUUCUUUUGUCGUCCAAAGGAGUAAAUUAUGUUUUAGGAUGAAAGAACAACAAAGAUUCAAGUCGUUCUCAUUUGUUUUCUAUGUAAAUAUCCACAGCAGAAUCAGAAUGUGUCAACAACAGUUUUCCAUUGAUAUUCCCAUUAAAUAAAGAAAGACAACGUGGCAUAAAUGACACAGUCAUUUAACUAAACUUUUCUUGUUUGGUCUCUUUAGUGAUAAUAAAGGCAGUGAAAGUUU
Messenger RNA from Pungitius pungitius (ninespine stickleback), 2758 nucleotides. RefSeq names its product transmembrane O-methyltransferase homolog. The coding region runs from base 295 to 1095 and encodes 266 amino acids. Gene Ontology annotation, biological process: developmental process; catecholamine catabolic process; dopamine metabolic process. Gene Ontology annotation, molecular function: catechol O-methyltransferase activity. The transcript is spliced from 4 exons. The record is from RefSeq and is a predicted model, not a curated record. NCBI's taxonomy places the organism in Eukaryota, Metazoa, Chordata, Actinopteri, Perciformes, Gasterosteidae.